Molecule: messenger RNA, 429 nt
Organism: Colletotrichum abscissum
Lineage: Eukaryota; Fungi; Ascomycota; Sordariomycetes; Glomerellales; Glomerellaceae
Exons: 3
Coding region: 1-429 (142 amino acids)
Source: RefSeq, a predicted model, not a curated record
AUGCAAAAGGUGAUGAUUCGUCAGAAAUCGACGCGGCCCCUGUCCGUCAGGAACGCCACAGUGAUCGGCAAUCCCACGUCGCGUUCCGAUUUCUCAUUGGCGCUGUUUCGCUGGGACUGUGCACCAAAACGGUUCGAACGAGAGACGGGAAUCCCCUCGUACGACAUGAACAGCGCGUCCGUCACUAUUGACGGCGCGCUUUCACUAGAGCUCAAGCUAGAAGACUGCUGUCACCCAGAAAUCAACGAGACGGAGGGUCGAUGUUGCGUGCAGUCGGCCAGGUUGGAGAUGGGACGGAUGGCCUGGGACGACCAGGGUGCCGAUAUCGAUCUGCGGAAACGUUGGAAAGGCUCAAUUGCCCAUGAAUCCUGGGCUUGUGUUGUCUAUGACUUCUGGUUGGACCAUUUGCCACGACCGUCAAAUUGGUAA